UCAAACCAAUUCAUAAGAAAACUGAAAUGGGCAAGGACAUUGAGGUGGGAGCUGAACACGGCGGCGGAAAGGACUACCAAGAUCCUCCACCGGCGCCGUUGAUCGACGUGGAGGAGCUCGGAAAAUGGUCGUUUUACAGAGCCAUCAUCGCCGAAUUCGUCGCAACCCUCUUGUUCCUCUACGUCACUGUCCUCACCGUCAUCGGCUACAAGAGCCAGAGCGCCGCCGACCAGUGCGGCGGCGUCGGGAUCCUCGGCAUCGCCUGGGCCUUCGGCGGCAUGAUCUUUGUCCUCGUUUACUGCACCGCCGCAUUUCCGGUCAUCUCUCUAUCCAUCUAUCUAUCUAUUUAUCCAUCUAUUUAUCUAUCAGGGGAGCUAUUUUUUAAAAAAAUUUAA
Messenger RNA from Salvia splendens (bonfire salvia), 395 nucleotides. RefSeq names its product aquaporin PIP2-4. Lineage: Eukaryota; Viridiplantae; Streptophyta; Magnoliopsida; Lamiales; Lamiaceae. The record is from RefSeq and is a predicted model, not a curated record. Gene Ontology annotation, cellular component: membrane. Gene Ontology annotation, biological process: transmembrane transport. The transcript has a single exon. Gene Ontology annotation, molecular function: channel activity. Bases 27 to 395 code for a protein of 122 amino acids.